Physeter macrocephalus (sperm whale) is the source of this 1542-nucleotide messenger RNA. RefSeq names its product signal recognition particle 68 (gene SRP68). Gene Ontology annotation, cellular component: signal recognition particle, endoplasmic reticulum targeting. The coding region runs from base 32 to 1000 and encodes 322 amino acids. The transcript is spliced from 9 exons. The record is from RefSeq and is a predicted model, not a curated record. Gene Ontology annotation, molecular function: endoplasmic reticulum signal sequence receptor activity; signal recognition particle binding; 7S RNA binding. NCBI's taxonomy places the organism in Eukaryota, Metazoa, Chordata, Mammalia, Artiodactyla, Physeteridae. Gene Ontology annotation, biological process: SRP-dependent cotranslational protein targeting to membrane.
AUCCCGUCCUGCUCUGCGGCGCGGGGGCAAGAUGGCUGCUGAGAAACAGGUUGCCGCAGGCGGCGGUGGUAGCAGCAGCGGCGGUAGCGGUGGUGGACGCGGUGCCGGAGGAGAGGAAAAUAAAGAAAACGAACGGCCUUCAGCUGGAUCGAAGGCAAACAAAGAAUUCGGAGAUAGCCUGAGUUUGGAGAUUCUUCAGAUUAUUAAGGAAUCCCAGCAGCAGCAUGGUCUACGGCAUGGAGAUUUUCAGAGGUACAGAGGCUACUGUUCCCGUAGACAAAGACGUCUUCGGAAAACACUCAACUUCAAGAUGGGGAACAGACACAAAUUCACAGGGAAAAAAGUAACUGAAGAUCUUCUGACUGAUAACAGAUAUUUGCUUCUGGUUCUGAUGGAUGCUGAGAGAGCCUGGAGCUAUGCCAUGCAGCUCAAACAGGAAGCCAACACUGAACCCCGAAAACGGUUCCACUUGUUAUCUCGCCUACGCAAAGCUGUGAAGCAUGCGGAGGAGUUGGAACGCUUGUGUGAGAGCAAUCGUGUGGACGCCAAGACCAAGUUGGAGGCUCAGGCUUACACAGCUUACCUCUCAGGAAUGCUGCGGUUUGAACAUCAAGAAUGGAAAGCCGCCAUUGAGGCUUUUAACAAAUGCAAGACUAUCUAUGAGAAGCUGGCCAGCGCUUUCACAGAAGAGCAGGCUGUGCUGUACAACCAGCGUGUGGAGGAGAUCUCGCCCAACAUCCGCUACUGUGCAUAUAACAUCGGGGACCAGUCAGCUAUCAAUGAACUCAUGCAGAUGAGAUUGAGGUCUGGGGGCACUGAGGGUCUCCUGGCUGAAAAAUUGGAGGCCUUGAUCACUCAGACUCGAGCCAAGCAGGCAGCCACCAUGAGUGAAGUGGAAUGGAGAGGCAGAACGGUCCCGGUGAAGAUCGACAAAGUGAGGAUCUUUUUACUGGGAUUGGCCGACAAUGAGGCAGCCAUCGCCCAGGUGAAGAACGUCUGAGAAAAAACCAGGCUGCUCCCUGUGUCUCCAGCCUCAGCAGGGACCAGUGGCAUUUCAUGAGACUUCACAGCAAGCUCCUGCACCUGGAGUGGUAUCUGUAUGAGGUGCUUUCUUAGUUGUGCUGAUGAGUUGUCUUAAGCACCCAAACCUUUCAGUGACUUGUUCCAAAAUCGCUCCUUUGGGUUGGGGACAGCUUUCAACAAUUGAAGGAUUUCUUUGUGCCUUUUGUCUGUAUUACAUAUUGCCCCUUAUUUACCCUUUAUUUCCUUGAAAGACAGAAGACUAGAACAGUACCAGAAAGUUGAGUUUUCAUUAAUCUAAAAGACUAAACUUUUUCUGAGAACAUUUCAUUGGCAUUUAGGGUAUCGAGGUCUCUCUUCUGGACUAGGGCUGAUAGCAACCAUUUAGAUUAUGCAACUGCGUUAACUCUUUUGUUUUAAAGCGAUACAUACUGGAAGAAAAGAACUGCUACAGUUCUGUGCCAGGCAUCAGGCGGUGACAGUGGGGCAGAAAUUCUGGAUAGAAUAGGGGGCAAGGGAGGU